This is a messenger RNA of Lates calcarifer (barramundi perch), 1354 nucleotides long. RefSeq lists its product as uncharacterized. The transcript is spliced from 5 exons. The record is from RefSeq and is a predicted model, not a curated record. The coding region runs from base 14 to 742 and encodes 242 amino acids. Lineage: Eukaryota; Metazoa; Chordata; Actinopteri; Centropomidae.
UCGAGCUGCUGUGAUGAUGAUGAUGAUGAUGAAGCUGACACUUCUUCUUCUUCUCCUGGUCAUUUUCGCUGAAGUUAUCUCAGGAAUUCAUUAUGUCACCUGCCUGAUCAAGUCAGUCCAGGGAGAAGAAGGUGAUGAUGUUCUGCUUCAGUUUGGUCUGGAUCCAUCAGUGGACUUGCUAGAUCACAUCCUGUAUGUUAUCAGAGCUGACCUCGGGGAGGACGUAGUCCACUCUUAUCGUUACGGAAAGGACGAUACUGGUCCACAGAUGUCUCAGUACAGGAACAGGACAAUUUUCAUCUAUGAUCCGAGCAGAAGGAUCCUGGUCCGGCUGAUCUCUGCAAAGAUGUCAGAUAGUGGACAUUAUGGCCUGAUCAUCCCAGAACUGACACAGAGUUGUACCAUCAAUGUUACUGUUGUGGAAAAAGACCAAGACAACAGGACAAACACAACGAUCAUCGAGCCAGAGAAACGUGGAGCUGAGGAGAAUAAGAGGGUUGGUGCCAUUGUUGGUGGUGUUCUUGGUGCUCUCAUUGGUCUUGCUCUUGUCCUCAUUCUUAUCGGAGUCCUGGUGAAACGUAGAAAGCUCCAGAUUAGGAAGAAGACGCCAAACACCUUUGAACUGGAGAAGCUGAGGACUCGAGCAACAGAAGGAGACGAUCACCUGAACAGAGCUUCAGGAAACGGUUCAGGAAACCUCCUGCAUGAGGUGCUGGUUGGUGGCCUGAGGCCUGUACCAUGAAGCGAGGUUACUGUCCUAUCAGAGGAACUUAGUGACUCAGGUGUAACUUUCCAGUUAACCUGUACUACUACCACUGGUUAACUCAGUGUUACUGGUGUUCCUUCUACCUGAGUACAGCCAUACAGGUUGAAGAACCAAUCAGCUGAGAGGCUGACUCUGUAGGAUGGGGGUUGGUGACCAGGUCAAUUCAGGAAGAUUGUUUUCAGUAAUUAAAAAUGAAAGUGUCUGAACUCACUGUAAAUAACUCUGACUGACAUUAGAGCUGAAUCUGAAUCUGAAAAUGUAUAAAUCAUGUGAAGCAAUGGAAGAGAUUUUUAAAGCAGUGGACUGAGUUUAGAUUUCCUGUUUUAUAUCAGAUGAAAUGUGUCAAAAAAUCCUGAAGUAACUCAUGUUGUCGUCAGGUUUAACCUUACAAACAGCAGAGUCCAUGUUAAAGUCAGCUGGAAGCUUUAUUUCCUCUGCUGUGUGGACGGUGGAUUUUACAGUGUUUUUAUUUAAGUUUCCUCUUUUCUCAUCCACCUGGAACUUUAAUGUAUUUUAUUGUGUGUGCUGCACUUUAAACCUGAAUCAUCAUAUUCUUAAAUGAUUUAGAGACCGCAGUGGUUUUUUUUU